This is a messenger RNA of Impatiens glandulifera, 1906 nucleotides long. Its product is annotated as cytochrome P450 94A1-like. Lineage: Eukaryota; Viridiplantae; Streptophyta; Magnoliopsida; Ericales; Balsaminaceae. Gene Ontology annotation, molecular function: iron ion binding; oxidoreductase activity, acting on paired donors, with incorporation or reduction of molecular oxygen; monooxygenase activity. The record is from RefSeq and is a predicted model, not a curated record. The transcript is spliced from 3 exons. The coding region runs from base 33 to 1595 and encodes 520 amino acids.
ACAGCAGCUGCAGCAAAAUUGAAGAAAAGAAAAUGCAACAGAUUUCUCUCUCCUACCUUACUCUCUCUCUCUUAGUCCUUAUUCUCUCUCUUCUUCUCCAUCACUUGUUUCGUUUCAGUAACAAAAGCAUCACUCCAUGUCCGCAAUCAUAUCCUCUCAUCGGAAACCUAAUCGGUUUCAUCCGUAACCGCCACCGCUUCCACGAUUGGGUAACCGAAUUACUCGCCUCCUCUUCCCCUGAUUCCCUCCUCACAAUCCAAGUCAACGGCGUCCUCGGCCUCUCCCACGGCAUCUGCACCGCCGACCCGGCCAAUCUCGACCAUCUCCUGCGAUUAAACUUUCAAAACUACGUGAAAGGAUUCAGAUUCCGUUCCGUCCUCGACGAACUCCUCGGCGACGGCAUCUUCAAUGUUGACGGUGACCUCUGGUCCUCCCAACGCAAGAUUGCAAGCCACGAAUUCAACACGAAAUCACUUAAAUACUUCGUCGCCAACUCCGUCACCUCACAGAUCUCCUCCCGUUUAAUUCCUCGACUCACCGCCGCUAGCUCCGAUGGCGAAGCAGUUGAUCUCCAGGAAUUGUUCCGUCGAUUUGGUUUCGAUAAUAUAUGCCAAGUUGCAUUUGGUAUUGAUCCGAAAUCGUCUGAUCCGACUAGCAACCAGAAAGUUUCGAUACAUUCGUCAUUCAUUAAAGCUUUUGAUUCGGCCAUAGAGAUUAGCUCAAAUAGAUUCAUGUCGCCGGUGCCGGCGAUCUGGAAGAUCAAGAGAUUACUCAACAUCGGAAGCGAACGAACUUACAAGGACUGCAUAUCAAUUAUUAACAGUUACUGUAUGAGUUUGAUAGAAUCCAGAGAGAAAGACAUGGAAAUACGAAUUCGCGAAGAUCUUCUCUCGAGAUUCAUGAUGUUAUCAGAUCUCGGCUUCCGGGAUCGGGAAGAGAAGAGGAAGUUCAUGAGAGACAUUACGGUCAGUUUCAUCCUUGCAGGUAAGGACUCCACCUCAACCGCUUUGACAUGGUUCUUCUGGCUGAUUGCCGGUCAUCCACGAUGCGAGAAAUCGAUCCACGACGAGCUCAUAUCGACGAAGACGAUGACAAUCUCCUCAAAAUUCGACUACGACGAUCUGAAGAAGCUCCACUAUCUUCACGCGGCGAUAUCGGAAUCGUUGCGUCUGUUCCCGCCCAUUCCCAUAAAUUCUAAACUAGCGGUUUCCGAUGACAUCUUGCCAGAUGGAACACGCGUGGGAAAAGGAUGGUUCGCAGACUACUCCGCCUACGCUAUGGGGAGGAUGGAGAGUCUAUGGGGCAGUGAUUGCAGAGAGUUCAAGCCGGAGAGAUGGCUGGACGUUGACGGCCAUUUCAAGGCGUGUGAUCAAUUUAAGUUUCCUGUUUUUCAUUGCGGACCAAGAAUGUGCUUGGGGAAGGAAAUGGCUUAUGUGCAGAUGAAAUCCAUUGUUGCAGCGGUCAUGCAAGACUUUGAAGUGGAAGCCAUGGACGGAGGUGGAUGUGCAGAAAAGAUGAGGGAACCACCGUAUACCUUGUCUCUACUGUUGAAGAUGAAAGACGGUUUUCCAGUUCGUUUAAAGAGAAGGAAAUGACCUAUCGACAAUUUGGUGUCAUAAACGAAUCCUUUAAAGAGAAGGAAAUGACCUAGCGGGAAUUUGGUAUCGACAAGCAAUGAUAAAGAUAAAGAAAAAGAACGAGAAUUUGAUGUUUAUUAUCAAUGAUAAAGAGCGAAAAUUUGACCAGCCAUGAUAAGGAAAGGAAUUUGGUGCGAUGAAUAAGCAGAAAUUUGGUGUUAACCAGCCAUGAUAAGGAAAUGAAUUUAGUGUGAUGAAUGAAUACUUUAAACAGAAGAAAAUGAUCAGCAAAGAUAAAGAACAAGAAUAACGAGAAUUUGGUGUGAUAA